Molecule: messenger RNA, 390 nt
Organism: Alternaria atra
Lineage: Eukaryota; Fungi; Ascomycota; Dothideomycetes; Pleosporales; Pleosporaceae
Exons: 2
Coding region: 1-390 (129 amino acids)
Source: RefSeq, a predicted model, not a curated record
AUGCAGCUCACUACUAUCAUUGCCCUUCUCGCCACUUCCCUCGCAGUGAGCGCCACCCCCGUCGAACUAGAGGAGAAGCGUCAGCUGGAAGGCGCUGCUCGUGUCUAUGCCCGCUUCUAUCGUGAUGGCGGCUGCAGCCCCUCCCCUUGGGCAGAGGACACUGUCUUCCUGCAGUCGGACACUGUAGGACUGGCCGGAUGUCAGGAUCUGACUGUUGGGCCCUUUCCCAGCACCUUCUUUGAUAUCAACAACUUCAGCAGAACUGUGAGAUUCUUUAACCUGCCUUGCUCCCAGCUCACGUCUACUACGAGUGGCAACUUUGUCGAUAUCAAGCCCGGUCAGACUCCUGGGUGCCAAAACUUGGCUAUUCGCUCUUGGGUUACCAUCUAG